Messenger RNA from Harpia harpyja (harpy eagle), 5674 nucleotides. RefSeq names its product von Willebrand factor C domain containing 2 like (gene VWC2L). Gene Ontology annotation, cellular component: AMPA glutamate receptor complex. The record is from RefSeq and is a predicted model, not a curated record. Gene Ontology annotation, molecular function: protein binding. The transcript has 4 exons. Bases 1073 to 1639 code for a protein of 188 amino acids. NCBI's taxonomy places the organism in Eukaryota, Metazoa, Chordata, Aves, Accipitriformes, Accipitridae. Gene Ontology annotation, biological process: negative regulation of BMP signaling pathway.
CUGGGGGAAGAUGUGAAGUUUUAAUAAUGCAGCAAGGAAGGGGGGGAGGAUUUUUUUUUCUUUUUUUUUUUUUUUUUUUUUCUUCCUUGCAGCAAACGCUCCGGACGCCGCCAGGCCGGUAGGGCUGAGCGGGAGUUGGGGAGAGCGGCGGUGAGCGCAGCCGGCGGCCGCGGGGAGCUGCGGGCGGGGAAGCGCCCGGCGCCGGCCUCAGCGGGGCGGCGGCGGCGCGGAGCCCCGCGGAAACACCGCCGCCCGCGGGGGAAGCGCGCCGCUCCGCGCCAUGGCGCGCCCGCGCUGAGGCCCGCGGGGCCCCAGCGCUCCGCCGCUGGAUUUUAUUUUCUUUUUUUUCUCCCCCCAUCCCUCUUUUUUUUUUUUUUUGGCCCCUCAAAAAAUUAAUUAUAAUAAUAAUAAUAAUAGGCAGAGAGCGGGGAGCUGCGCGGCCCAGCGCGGGCAUGCCCGGCCCCCGGCCCGGGGAGUCCCCGCAGGGGAGCGGGGCCCGCCGCGGGGGCUGCCCGCCCGCCCGCCGGCCGCGGGGCUCCUCCGCCCUCCCCUCCCCGCCUGCCUACAGCCUAACCAGCCCCCUCUCCCCCCCCUCCCCCGCCGUGGCAAAUCCUGAAUCGCAAGAGAUCCGCUGGGCAUAGGGAGGGGAUAUAGAUGGGGUUUUUUCCUCCCCCCCCCCCCCCCCCCCCCGCGCAAGACCUGAGGAAAUCCAGCCCAAGUUCGCCGCGAUGACUGUGCUGCUGGCAUCGGGGUUUCUCCGCGGCAUCCCUGCCUCUGGACCGCUUCGCCGCUGCUCGCUUUGAAUCCUGAACGCUGGGUUAAAGCUUAAUUCUUAUGUUGUGGUUGCCGGGCUGCCGCUUUCCCGUGUUUUGCCAUGGGAGGUGGAGGAAAAAGGCUCGUCCGUGAGUCAACACUGAAAAUGUGAUUAGGAGGAACUGCUUUCACUAAUCUGUUUCUAACCUUUUAGUCCAUGUUGGCCUGUGACCCCUUUCAGCUUUCAGAUCGAGUCUGAUUAGACCACAACACUGGUCUCCCUAUGGAAGCAGCUGUUUCUAUCUGGCACUGAGAUCCCAUGGAGAAGCUGAGGAGGGGGAUGGCUCUUCAUAUCCAUGAAGCCUGGAUACUUCUGUUUGUAAUCCCUGCUUUGGUCACUCCAGCUGCCAUCAAUCAUGAAGACUACCCCGCCGAUGAAGGGGACCAGACCUCCAGUAAUGACAAUCUGAUCUUUGAUGACUACCGAGGGAAGGGCUGUGUGGAUGACAGUGGCUUUGUGUACAAACUGGGAGAACGUUUUUUCCCAGGACAUUCCAACUGUCCCUGUGUCUGUACUGAGGAUGGACCUGUUUGCGAUCAACCGGAAUGCCCUAAAAUCCACCCAAAGUGUACAAAAGUGGAACACAAUGGAUGCUGUCCAGAAUGCAAGGAAGUGAAAAACUUUUGUGAAUAUCAUGGGAAAAAUUACAAAAUCCUGGAGGAAUUUAAGCCCUCGCCAUGCGAAUGGUGUCGCUGCGAGCCCAGCAAUGAAGUUCACUGUGUUGUAGCAGACUGCGCAGUUCCUGAGUGUGUCAACCCAGUCUAUGAACCAGAACAGUGUUGUCCUGUCUGCAAAAAUGGAAUUCCUGAAAUGGCCAGAUUUUAAGAUUGCAGUUAAAACCCCUUCAGUCAAAGUCUAUGCAAUAUGCUGAUUGAUUGUGCAGAUGCAAGUUGAAUGCGGCCAGCCAGGAAGAAGAUGUAUCCCCCACGCCGGACUUUGCUGGACUCCACGAUCCUCUUCAUCGGUCCCGGAGACCGAAGCCAGUGGCGUAGCGUAGCCGCAUCACCCUUCUUCGUUCUUGGUGGAUGAAGUAUUCAUGGCAGCCAGCCAGCUUUUUGGGUACUCAGUUGACCCCACCACCACCACCCCAUCCAGAUGUCAGGCUGAGGGGUCACGGGAAGGACCUGCUCCUCUUCGGGCAGUACUUGCCCAGCGCGUGGGGGCUGGCGGUUGUUUCACAGCUGACACCUUAGUGCUGCUGUGCUGAUGCAGCGAUGCCACCCCAAAUCAUGAAUUGGCUUCCAUUUUUGCAGAGCCUGUAGAAGCCACCUUAACAUUGCAAUGACAGAGCCCAGCGCACCGAGGCUUCAUGGCCAGCUAUGAAAAUCAGUGGUUUUGGAAGGUUGAGACUACAAAGGAUGCAGUUUUGAUUGUUUGUCAGCUAAUGUUCUUUGUGUUUACCAACAGGAAUAUGUAAACUGUGGUGCCCUAUUAGCUCGAUUAAAGGAGUGAUUUGAUUACCAACAGAGGAAAAAAAGGAUUGAUUUAAAAGCUGGUAGAAGAUCAAGACUGAAAACAAGGCGGUAUAUUUGGGCCAGGCAGUCACCGACCUGACAAAAUACUUCAGUACUUGCUUUACUGUUCCUUGAAAAAAGAAGUCAUUUCACUGAAAUUUAUUUUCGGUGGAGCUCGUUCACCUCCAUCACUUUGGGCCAAGUGGUUAAAGGCAUGUAGAUGCUGAACCUGCUGAUGAGAGUUAGGUACGUAAGCAUCUGUCAAGAGCUAACCCCUCCAUUGCUUUUGGAAAUCUCACACAGUUGGAUUACCCAGAUGCUUAAAAGCCCUGCUGACUCAAGACUAUGACCUCCUCGUUGUGGACACAGCUGUUGGAAGAGUCAUCUAAUAACAGUGAAAAGCUUUGGAAAGGUAUAUAGAGGUUAAACCUUCCAAAAUUAGCCAUCCGGGUGCUGGAUAGCAUCUAGGAGGGCUGAGCUGAAUCUGCCACCUCCUGAAGUUUAGAAGGAGAGACUAAAAGAGGCAGGGGAGAGGAAAAGCCUUUAGAGAACAAAAAAGACACAAACUGAACAGCGCUUAAUGUGAUUAACUCUAUCACACAGCUCAGUGCUCACACAAAGUGGUAGCUGCUGGACUGUGUAGCGUCAGAGUGACAGGGACGCUGCCGGGAAAAGCUCAAUUCAAAGAGUGCUGCGGUAGGGAGCCAGCGGGACAGCAGCUCCUUUUGACCUGAGUGCAUGCUCACAGGUCAGCUAAUGCUUCCUGAGCAUUUGUGGUCUCUUCCUCUGCCCAGGAAGCAAGAAAAGGAUAUUUCACAUAUUAAACAAGGCAGGAGAAGACUCUGCCAGACAGCCGAAAGCCAGGCAGGAGCUGAAAGCCAUUAUCCUGAAUUUGUACCCCAGGUCCUAACCAUGUUUCCAUGCUUCCACCCCAGCAGAGUUCAAAAUUAAUGUCUACAGGCACCCUAAAGAGAAGAGUCGGGGAGGAUUAUGAGAAACCAUUUGUUGGAUGGGACUUGCUCCAAAGCUCUCAUUAAGUGGACACAGCUCGCAGAGAUGUGGGAAACAUGUUACGUGGUCUGCAUUGCUCUUUAAACUCAGAAAUAUUUAUGAAGAAGCAUCUGCUCAUCAGUGAUUGUUUCCCCUUGGGAGAAUGUUGCUGAAAUUUGUGUGCACAAGCCUAUGGCAGUGGUAGUUCAAGAUCCACUAUCAUCAUGACAGUAUAUUGUAGAGGAGGGAGUGGGUUUGGGGUUUUUGGGGGGAAAAAGUUCCUAGAUUCAGGUUGGGAAACCAGGUUCCUUUUGCAGAACACAAGCAGCCCGGGCAGUACUGAAAUUAAAGCAGGUGUGGUGUUGCUAUUCCCCACCUGAUCGGAUUCUUGGUGUAACUUAAAAGACCAAAAGUGACAUUAUUAUCCAAUUACAUUGCUGUAAACCAUUUUGCAGCGAGAAGCCUAAAGCCAAAUCCUGAGUCUGUGUCGCUUGGUGUAAUGCCGGCAGCGUUGUUUUAUUCUGAUCUACUCCAGCUGAGGAUCUGACCUGCAAGAGCUAAUAGUCUCUGUGUGACUCAUAGGCAAAUUGCAGGAGACUGGGGUGUUUUGCAUGGUCAGGCUUUCUAAAAGGAUUAGAUAUGGGUUUGCUUUUGCUGCUCUAGAAGGUUGGGAUUAUUAAGCAUAUCUGUAUGAGAAGAGUGGCAGACACUGUCUUCAUGUAUUUCUAAUUUAAUGAAUGUUUAAUGCUUCUUUUAUUGGAGCCUACAUGUAUGUAGAGUAGAGGACUUUAACAAGGGGUUGACUUAUGUCAAAUAAUUGAUGUUUGAGCUGCUCCUUUUACAUGAAAUGCAGACUUUACAGAGCAAAGAAACUGUAAUGAAAAUAUGAAUUAAAGAUUAGAGCUAAGCAAGUCUGAGAAAACACAGAAUUAAAAAAGGCACUUAGAAGUUUUCUCCUCCUGCUUCCUUUCCUUCUCUCCACGUUUUCUACGUCUCCAUCCUCUCUGCUCCUUUGGUAGAGGCCUGCAUUUCAGCCACAGCCUUCUGUCUCUUCUACAUCUAUGCACCUCUGUGAAGGAAGUCAGUGCAGUAAUCUCAUUCUGGCUACUGCUGUAUGUUUGCACAUCAGCCUAACCUGUGAUGCUUGCCAACUCACCAGUGAUUUCAACUGGAGAGACUAAAAAGUAUUUUUAAGGUACAUUUUUCUUCAUCUCUAUCCCUGAUUUGCUGAUGGAGCGUAUCUCCUGGGCAGAAUGAAAGUAAGUGCAAGUUUGGUAGAACCGUUUGCCAGAGAGACCCACAGUUUGUUACAGCACGUCCAGGUGAGGGUGAAAGAACGUUAUUUAUAUGUGGCAGCGAUACUGCUGUGUGACAGUGGUCGAGCUGUGCUGCCUGGAGGAGGUUCCUGUAGGACAGGCUUGAGGCUGGUACAGUGCCAAGAAUGCCGUCAGAUAUUGCCGGUCCCUGUUGCCCAGAGAUGCUCUUCUGCCCAUAAACAUCGCAUCCAUUUCCUUCCACCCCCUUGGCCCACCCCUCUCCCUCUUGGUUAGCUGUCUUCAUGCUCUGGCUUUCCACGGGUGCUUUCAGCUCUCAGUGCAGGUCUAUGAGCUCAGCACCAGGGCAUCACUCCUGCUGCCUGAGGCUUUUCUUGCCUCAAUUCCUGCAGCACGUGCUGCAAAGAGCUUGGCUGGUUGGGGAUAAUUUCUUGCUUUCUGUGUUUGUGUUUAGAAAAACCUUCUGCAAUGUUGAUCUGAAUUCAUACCUAAGACUGAAGAGCUUAAGCUUGGUCAUCAGCAAAUAAAAGCCCAGUGGAAAAGAGGCGAGGAUGUGGUUUUCUUUGCUUUGGCUGGUUGGGUUGGUGUGGUUCGGUUCCUCACACCUCUGGCCAUAUUGGUACAGCUGAAUAAAGGAGGGCUGGGCAGACCACAAUGGGACCCUGACUGUCAGCACUUUGUAAUGGGUGGCACAUGUAAGUCGCAGCAGUCAGCCAGUGCUGUUUUAGCAGGCUUUGUGUGCUCCACCACCCAGCUGUGUCUUCACCCCAACCCCAAGGCAUGUAUGGCACCUUUGGUGCUAAGGGACCAUCACCCGGCUGGGCUGCAGGGCCGCCCUCCUGCUAACUCAAGUAGUCCAAAGAAAUGCACACACAAUAAUUACGUCUUAGGGUGAAGAGGGCACCUCCUGGGGUCUGGAGGAGGUCGAAGGAGAAGUGCUGGGUAGUGAGGAUGUGGCCAGUCUUUGCCACAUGGCAUUAGAGCCAGAGGAGAGUCUCAUGCCCUGUUUUGUUUAGCAGUAUAGAUAAGUAUAAACUCUGAGUCUCUCCACGAGAAAAGCUGCCACUGCACUCUUACCCCUUAUCAUUUUUGUCUCCAGAAGCACUAAGCCACCAGGAGACUUCAUGUGUAGAGACUUGAGG